Zootoca vivipara (common lizard) is the source of this 4347-nucleotide messenger RNA. RefSeq names its product phospholipase A2 group XV (gene PLA2G15). Gene Ontology annotation, biological process: lipid metabolic process. The record is from RefSeq and is a predicted model, not a curated record. Lineage: Eukaryota; Metazoa; Chordata; Lepidosauria; Squamata; Lacertidae.
CCGGCGGUUGGAGGAAGCUCGAGCGGGGAGAGGGCCGUUUUGUUUGUCUCGCGGCGGCGGCGGGGGGACUGGGACUCCGACUCUGAUCGCUUUCGCGGCUUGCUCCUCCGAGGAGGGGCAUGAGCUGAGGCGAUGAUGCGGCCGGCCGGCUCGAGGCGGGGUCGGAGGAAGUGGCUCCUCCCGGACGGGGCUACCUACCCCUCGCUGGCCCUUCUCUUCCUGCUGCUCUUCUGCUCGCCUCACGGCGCCUGCUGCCUGCCCCGCGGAGGAAGGCGCGCCCCCGGCCCCCCGGUCGUGCUGGUGCCAGGAGAUUUGGGUAACCAGUUAGAAGCAAAGUUGGACAAACCUUCUGUGGUGCACUACCUCUGCUCCAAGAAGACAGAAAGUUACUACACAUUGUGGCUCAACUUAGAACUGCUGCUUCCUGUUAUCAUUGACUGUUGGAUAGAUAAUAUCAGGCUAGUAUACAAUCGAACAAGUGGAUCCACUGGGCCACCAGAUGGGGUGGAUAUCAAAGUCCCUGGAUUUGGACAGACUUUCUCCUUGGAAUUCCUUGACCCUAGUAAAAGAAGUGUUGGUACCUACUUCUAUACACUGGUGCAGACUCUGGUGGACUUGGGCUAUCAGCGGGAUGAAGAUAUUAGAGGCGCUCCCUAUGAUUGGCGGAAAGCACCAAAUGAGAAUGAAGACUAUUUUGUGGCCCUCCGGAAGCUGAUAGAGAUAAUGUAUGAAGAAUAUGAUGAACCAGUGGUUUUAAUUGCCCAUAGCAUGGGGAAUAUGUAUGUUCUCUACUUCCUCAGCCAUCAGCCUCAAGACUGGAAAGACAAAUACAUAAGGGACUUCAUUUCACUUGGUGCCCCGUGGGGAGGAGUGGCAAAAACUCUACGUGUUUUAGCAUCAGGUGACAAUAAUCGGAUCCCUGUCAUCAGCUCCCUUAAGAUCAGAGGCCAGCAGAGAUCUGCAGUGUCAACCAGCUGGUUGCUCCCUUACAACUACACCUGGUCUCCGGAGAAGAUCCUUGUCAGCACUCCAUUUGCUAACUAUACUAUUCAGGAUUACCAAAAGUUUUACACAGACAUUGGCUUUGAGGAUGGCUGGCUCAUGAGAACAGAGACUGAAUCCUUGGUCUACAAUAUGAUUCCUCCAGGGGUGCGCAUACACUGUCUUUAUGGUACUGGGGUGGAGACCCCAGAGUCAUUCUUCUAUGACACCUUUCCAGACAAGGAUCCUAAGAUCUUUUAUGGUGAUGGUGAUGGAACAGUGAAUUUGCGAAGUGCCUUGCAGUGUCAGAAGUGGGUGGGCCAGCAGAAACAGAAUGUGACACUCUAUGAGCUUCCAGGGAGUGAGCACAUUGAAAUGCUCUAUGAUGCUAAUACAAUUUCCUACGUAAAAAAAGUUCUCUUUGGCUCAUGACACAAUGCAGAAUACCCUCUUCUGACAUGACACUUGAAGGGCCUUUUAAGGCAGGGAGGAAGAAUGGCUAUUUUGGACAACCCUAUUUAAAGCCUGCUUGGCUUGUUUGGGCCUUGUUGGAAAUGUUGCUGUCAAUUAAUGAUCACUUGUCUCUUUGAUUAGUGCUCAUAACACACUGUGGUGUCCUACAUACAAAAGGCUCAUUCCAGCUGUAUUUAGUGCAAUCCCAGUGCCCAUCUUUGUGAAGAAUGUGUUGCGCUUGUUCUCUGGGAUGUGGGGAAGGGCAUAGUUGAGCUAUAAUAUAAAUAAAAGAACAAUAACAUAACCUUUUCUGAAGGGUUACAAGUUCUGGGUCAGUGUUCCCAGCAGGGAAUCUAGUAUUAAGUGAAGUCCCGGCAGCAGCUGUUUGGUUUUAUUUAAGUUGAUGACAUCCAGCCAGAUGAGUAUUGUUCAUGAAGAAAAUACAGUAUGUCCCUGAGCUCCAGAUAAGAUUUUCUAGCACAAGCUGAACCCUUUAACUUGAUUCUUGCUGGAGCAAGUUGGAGGUCAAUGGCUGAAGACAGCAAGCUUUUCUUUACUGCUGUAACUUGGAGAUUUCCAGUUGGCUGCAGACCUAAGAAUUGACAGGGUAGAUAUUAACAAUGGUCUUAAGGAGAUGGUCUCUGUUUUGUUGUGAUCAGUUGGCUGUCUCUUGAGUACUUGCCAACCUUUGUUCAGAAGCCAGUGCUGUGACAAGUGCUAUUUUAGCCAGAUGCCUUCCUUCCAUGAUCUGGAGUGUCUGAAACACAGGCUGCCUUUCAGCAAGGCUUAGCAUUUUAGAGCAAAAUAACAGCCUAAACUGUUCUUGUUACUGGAGACUUCUUACGGAUGGAGCUGAUAGUAAAGCUAACUCUUCCCAGAAAUUUUGGUAUUGUAACUUGGUUGUCGUGUUUCAUUGGAGUCUCCUUUUCUUGUACUGUAAUCCUCUUCCAAAUUCUAUUUCCUUGUCCCCUAUGGAAUAACAAAAUGGCAUGGGGCAAAGCUGCUUACGUUCCUGAUUCAGGAGUGUAAUGUGCAACCAUAAUUGCAGGAAGUGCCCGUAAAAAAGCACCAACCUUCAUCUGAGGCAGUGCUGGGCAGACUGCAGAGAGAGAGAGAGAGAGAGAGAGAGAGAGAGAGAGAGAGAGAGAGAGAGAGAGAGAGAGGCUCAGCUGACCCCAUAAUUGCCCGUUAGCUGCUGGGUUGGCCAUCUAUUGACAAUCCCUCCUUCCAGAGCAAAUGGUUCAGUAUUCAUUCCUGCUGCUUCUGCCCACCCAGAUAACAGCUUGUGACCAUCUCCUCAGUUAACUAACCAGCAUAAGUGUCUAGCCAACAUGGCACAACUAAACUCUCCUGCCUUGAGCUCAGUAUACGUUUGGGGUACAAGUUGCUGCAUCGUUAUCUAUGUCUGCUUAGUCCCUGUGUUGAAACUUUAAAAGCACCCAAAAGGGGGAGUACGUCAAUUGUUGAUGUCAUAAGGGACACUUGUAAUAGGGGGCUGACUUGAGAUUUGUGCCAAAUACUCCAGUUUGAGAGUAAGAGUGACCUGGAAAUCUGAAUUUUGUUCUGAGGAACUUAUUUUGAGCCUGACCUCUCAGUAAGCAAGUGCACAGAGCGACAGAUGUGGACACCUUUACCAUUCGUAUUUUUCUAAUCUUCAGACUUUUUUCCUAACUAGACAAUGAGAUCACACAGAAUCUGCAGUGGUAGCUUACAGUCUGCAAAUAUAUUUUCCUGUGACUGGUAUGAUGUAACAUUUUUAUAUAGUCUUUGUCAAGCUUUUAGGUUUUCUAGAUUGUGUUUUGCUACAUUGUAGUAGUUUUAGCAUAAUAUUGGUCCUCCAAGAAACAAAAUGUUUUAUCAAAGUAUUUAUUGCCUUAUGGAAUGUGCAAUCCUGUUCAUCCAAUUUCCUGCUUUUCAGUAAUGCCAGUAACCAUUUUAAAAACAAGGCCACUGGUGGUCACUGUGGGCAUGGCAAUAACAUAACCUCUGAAAGUUUCCAGCAGACAUUGUUCUACGCCUUGCACUCUGAGAGUGCCUCCUCAAGCCAUGUCUUUGUAUUGUCAGCAUCAAUCUGCUUCUGUUUGUUCUGUAGCUGCAAGUUUCAUUUGGGAAUGCUUCUGAUUGCAAAUCUGACUUGCUAAACUGACACUAUACAUAAUUAAGCUCAAAGAUUGGUUCCACCCUGUCUGUUGUUCCCCAUCCUACCCAUAUCAAUCUUAUGGCCUCAAGGUACCAUUAUGCUUGAUGCCAUGUGGAUGGCUGGGUCCAUGUGGGUGAAACUGGGUUCCUUUUCCCUGCAGAGUUAUUUCUUACUAUUUGGCCUCACACAUUCACAGGGAAAUCCACAUUCCGCACAACAUCACUUUCAUGGAACAUUCUGAAGGCUAGGGCUUGCCUUAAUGGUCUGUUUAGGACAGGAAAUGAGUGUGACAGAUCUUCAGAGACUUACACUUCAUAUCCAUACAUACAUAUGGCACUUAACAGUGGAACAUAAGCAAAAGCACAUGUCUCUGAUUCCUGAGUAGGAUCCAAUUUAAAUUACAACACAGGGAGUGCCAGGCUGGGGGAGUGAUAGAGGUGAAGGUAACAAGAAUGUGUUGAUUUACUUGUGCUUAGGCUUAGUUUCAGUUGGGGAUGAGGACUAAGGGGUUAAACCAAAGGCCACAUGUAUAUUCAGAGCACGCUCCUACUGUAUGUGUGCCUUCCAUGUUUUGGCCUUGCAUCAUAUUGUCCAGUUGUAGUUGGUAACUGGCAUCUGUUGCUGUGACUUCUAGCCCCAUUCUUAUGUGCCCUAUAAUACUUCUGUCCCACCUGCAUUUCAUUCUUAAUACAAAAUGUCACCUCUUCAUUUCUCCCUUCUCAUCUGUCCCGAUCAAUCUCAUACACCUGCCUCCCGCUGUUGAUUCCAGGCCA